UGAGAGAACGCGGCGAGCGAUUCAUCAUGUAUGUGUCAUUUCUGGCACUGUCUCCUUAGAUCAGAGCACUUGCGGCGGAAUCCGGGGCGGCAUUGCGCGUAUGGCUGGGAUUCUCGAAGGUAUCUGGGAAAUCACUUCGAGGUAGAGGAUUUCCAGGACCAGGAGGGAGGAUCGCGCACACAGGAGCUUCUCACCGCAUUGAAGGCAUGCAGCAGCGCCAGGGAUCUCGACAUCGCCCGGGCGAUCCAUGCCCGCGCCCUUCACACUGGGCAUUUCGGCAAUGUGUACGUGGCCAACACGGCCGUGGACAUGUUCGCGAGCUGUGGAAGCCUGGCGGAGGCCCGCGGCGUUUUCGACCGGAUGCCGUGCCACAGCGUGGUGUCCUGGAACGCUUUGAUCCUCGGCUACGCACAGCACGGGGUGAAGGAGGCGGCAUUGGCAUUGGAUUUGUUCCGGGGCAUGGAAGCUGAGCCGGAUCGCCGGACUUUCGUGGCGGCUCUCAAGGCUUGCAGCACCUUGGCAGCGAGCAGCGAAUCCAGCAAGCUCGGGGCCCUGGAAAUCGGCAUGGCGACGCACUCUCAAGCUAUCAAGGCUGGAUGCGAUGCUUUCAACUACGUCGCGAACACUAUGGUGGAUAUGUAUGCCAACUGCGGGAGCAUGGCCGAUGCUCGCAAGGUCUUUGACAGGAUGGAGAGCUGGGACGUGGUGUCCUGGAAUGCGCUGCUGCUGGGCUAUGCCGAGAAUGAGGAAGAGCUCGCUUUGAGGGUCUUCUCGUGCAUGGCAUCGAUCGAGGAUGCUCCGCAAAAUCACCUGACUUUCGUGGCGGCGAUCAAAGCCUGCACGAAUUUGGCGCCCAAGGAGAAGGGGAGAAAAGUUGAUGGGAGGCUUCUCAAGGUGGCGGCUCUGGAGAGAGCCAGUGAUCUUCAUGCCCAAGCUACCGCGAGCGGUCACGAGAGAAACGCUAAAGUGGCCGGUGCUUUGGUCGACAUGUAUGCGAAGUGUGGGAGCAUGGUGGCUGCUCGUCGCGUCUUUGAGAAGUUUUCGCCCCUGGACGUGGCGCUGUGGAACAUUUUGAUGCUGGGCUACGCGGACAACAAGGAAGCCGAGCUGGCUUUGGAGGUUUUCGAGAGUAUGAAGGCACAGGGCUUUACACCCAACUCCAGGACGUUUGUGGCGGUGCUCAAGGCUUGCACCAGCCUAGCAGCAAAAGAAGAAGGGAGAAGCCUGAACGGGAAGGUGGUGAAGCUUGCCUGCUUAGAGAAAGGUGUAGCCAUCCACAGGCAAGCUUUGGAGCUUGGCUGCGACGGUGAUAUCUAUCUAGCAAGCACGCUGGUGGACCUUUACGCGAAAUGUGGGAGCUUAACAGAUGCUCGCAAGGUGUUCGAUGCAAUGCUUCGCCGGAAUGAGGUCUCCUGGAACGCACUGAUACAGGGGUACGUUGAGAGCAACGAGGCGGAGGGAGCUCUGGCGCUUUUUUCAGAAAUGAGAACUUCCACCUGUGCGCCGGACGCUCUAAGUUUUGUGGCGGCCAUUAAGGCAUGCACCGCUCUGGGUGCUGAAGAGCUUGGCAAACAGCAACCCGACGGCAAGCUCGUGAAGGUGGUGUCGUUGGAAAAAGGCAGGGCAGUUCACGAUCAAGCUAGAAAUUCCGGCUGGGACGCCAACACCUUCGUCAGGAAUUCGCUGGUGGACAUGUACGCAAAGUGUGGCAGCCUGGAAGACGCACGCAGGCUCUUGGACGGGAUACCUGGUUGCGAUGCGGUCUCCAAAACAGCUCUCAUGCAGGGGUAUGCCGAGAGUGGAGACGGAGAGCUUGCGCUGGAAAUCUUCUGGGCUAUGGAGUCGAGAGACGCACUAGCGUUUGCAGCAGCUCUCAAGGCCUGCGGAAGUAUAGCAGCUCUGGAACCCGGUAGACGGAUCCAUGCAGAAGCGUGCAGGGUAGACUUCGGACGGGAUUCACUGGUACCAAACGGCGUAGUGGAUUUCUAUGCAAAGUGCGGGAGCAUGGACGCUGCUCAGCACGCCUUCGACUCGCUCCAGAGCAGAGACUCUGUGAACUUCACGGCACUGAUCGCGGGGUACAGUCACCAGGGAGACAGCAGCGCAGUGUUCGAUCUCUUCCAUGCCAUGGAAGACGAGGGCUGCGACGCAAACGCAGUGACCUUCGUCAGCCUCCUCACGGCUUGCAGCCGAGCAGGGCUGGUGCGCAACGGACAGAGCUAUUUCAGCGCGAUGGCGGCCAAGUUUGGAGUGAGGCCGGGGCUGGAGCACUACGUGUGCAUGGUGGACAUGCUGGCCCGCUCGAAUCACCUGUCGCAAGCGCUGGCGAUGGUGGAGGGGAUGCCGUUCCAGCCCAACACGGUGCUGUGGACGUCGGUACUGGCAGCCUGCUGGAAGUGGAAGAAUGUGGAGGUGGGAAAGGUGGCGUUUGACGCGUUGGUCCGGCUGGAUGAGAACGAAAGCGCGGCUUACUUGCUCAUGGCCAACAUCUAUGGAAGCUGCGGUCUGUGGGAGGAGCGUGCCAGAGUUCUGGAAGCGGCUACAGGAAAACAGGUUCCCAGGUUGUGCCAGGAAUUUGGAAGCAACUAGAGAGAUAGGAUGGGACCGACUGAUGACGGAGGGGCUGAUGGUCAUCGAAAAGAAUGAAUGAAAGCUCCAACUUUGGAGUCAGGGAAGGGAUGGGCUGAUGAUCAUCGAAGCAGGAAGAAUGAAAGCUAUGAAAGCUCGAACUUUGGAAUCAGGGAGGGGCUGCAGGAAGAACGAAAGCUACAAAAGCUCCAACUUUGGAGUCACUGGAAAGACAAGAACAACAGGGGAGACAAGAACGAACGCAGCGGAGAAUGGAAGUCAGGAACAAUGGUAUUACAGACAAGGGAGCAGAAUUAUACAGAUAAAUGAGGAGAUCAUCCACCA
Messenger RNA from Selaginella moellendorffii, 2913 nucleotides. Its product is annotated as pentatricopeptide repeat-containing protein At3g09040, mitochondrial-like. The transcript has a single exon. Gene Ontology annotation, molecular function: RNA binding; protein binding. The coding region runs from base 31 to 2589 and encodes 852 amino acids. The record is from RefSeq and is a predicted model, not a curated record. Lineage: Eukaryota; Viridiplantae; Streptophyta; Lycopodiopsida; Selaginellales; Selaginellaceae. Gene Ontology annotation, biological process: RNA modification.